AUGAAGGCAUCAAAUAUCAACAAAUCUGGAAUGUUAAGAAUUCGAGCAGUCAACACAGAGCAUACAUGUCCUUUAAAAGAUAUAGUUUAUUCACAAAGACAGGCAACUAGCAAUUUGAUUGGAGGGAUUGUGAAACCUAAAUUGGUAGAUCACAAGCGUAAAUAUACACCAUAUGACAUUAAAAAGGAUGUUAAGAUUGAUCUUGGAGUUGAUGUUAACUAUAUGUUGGCUUGGAGGGCCAAAGAGAAAGCUUUGAAAUCUUUGAGGGGUACACUAGCUGGAUCGUAUGCAAAAUUACCUGCUUAUUUGUAUAUGAUGGAUAUUACUUCCCCGGGAUCUCAUAUAUGUAUGAAAAAGAGUAUUAAUAAUGAGUUCUUGUAUUUAUUUGUUGCAUUGAAUAUAUUUAUACAGAGAUUUAUGCAUUGUAGAGCAGUAGUUGUGGUGGAUGGUAGUCACCUGAGAGAAUCAUAUAAUGGGACAUUUGUGGCAGCAAGCACGAUAGAUGGUGUUGUGUCAGAUAAAAAUGAGAGCAUUAUUAAGAGUGUUACAAAAGUAUAUGAUAAUGUACCACAUUACGCUUGCUUGCACGCAAAAUGA
Molecule: messenger RNA, 597 nt
Organism: Solanum verrucosum
Lineage: Eukaryota; Viridiplantae; Streptophyta; Magnoliopsida; Solanales; Solanaceae
Exons: 3
Coding region: 1-597 (198 amino acids)
Source: RefSeq, a predicted model, not a curated record